Seminavis robusta is the source of this 660-nucleotide messenger RNA. The record is from the annotation of a GenBank genome assembly. Lineage: Eukaryota; Bacillariophyta; Bacillariophyceae; Naviculales; Naviculaceae.
AUGAUGCACAAGACGUUGCUCUCUGCCGCUACCAAAGCCACGCUUCAAGGCUCUGUUGUGGCUCGUCGGCAAUUAUCUGUCUCCAAGACUGCCCUGUCUCGGUUUUCUGCUUCCUCUCCCGGGCUGACGGCCCUGGCUUUCUCGUUGGUUUCGUCGUCCGCUGGAAUAGCUGCGCUCUGUGAAGGCAAGGAUAAGGGAUUCUUCGAGUCCAUUGCGCAAAAGGACAAGGAUGGCAACACCGAUUGGAUGAAGAGCGUCACCCAGGUCGCAGACUCGGAUUUCUGGGACAAGGUAGCCAAGGCAUCCGGAGAAAAGAUCCAAGGUGCCUACGAUACCGGAAUUCCUUCUCAACUCUCCUAUGGCUUUGUCUGUGGAUAUUGCUCUGGGUAUGCCCUGAAGACAAUCGGCAGAGGUGCUGCCGUGGUUUUUGGACUUGGAUUCAUGAGCUUGCAGACACUCUCCUACUAUGGCUAUAUUGAGGUAGACCACGCCAAGCUGCAAAAGGACUUUGAAAAGACCAUGGAUUUGAACAAGGAUGGUAAAGUGGAUCAAGCAGAUGCACAACUUGCCAUGGAUAAAAUCAUGUCCGUACUGCAAUACAGUCUCCCGGCGGGUGGUGGCUUUGGCGGUGGUUUCGUUGCAGGAGUGCGUUCCGGAUAA